AUGGGUUUGGGUUGGUUUCAGUCAAAACAGCAACCCCCUGGUCCACCAGUGAGCAUCCCUCAUCCAGCACCUUCCCUGCAGGGAGUCCAGUGUCCUUCCUCCUCCUCCAAGACCCAGAUUUACCAGCUUUUAAUUCAUUUUUACCCCUAAACCCACACUUGGUCCUUAUAAGUGAGUCUUCUUUUGGUUCUUAAAAGCAGGACUUUAUACCCUAGGUAUUAGUUCUCUGCACCUUCAAAAUGAGGCUUUGGACAUGAAGAACUUGAGGCUUUGAGGAGUUUACACCCUAAAAUGAUGCUUUGGACCCCAACACGUUCUCCUGGGAGGCUUGGACUUUGUGGAUGCCCUUGGACAAUGGACACGGCUGUGGCUCCAUCCCCACUGACAACCUGGAGUGAAUUCUGAGGCGCUUCCUGAGAGCAGCCAGACUGAUCCAGGCGUCGCUUGUUUUCAUCAUAUUACAGUCAGGAAAAGUCAUUGCCAAGGAAAUGACUCCCCCAGAAAGGAUCCUCUUUCCCCCAGAGGACAUUUGCAUGGACUGGCUGCACACACGGAGACCUGGGCCGGGACUCCGCAACCGGGGCAGCACCUGCUACGUCAACGUCAUCCUGCAGUGCCUGACCUACACCCCCCCUCUGGCUAAUUACCUGCUCUCUCGUCAGCACAGCCAGUCCUGUGAUGAGCAAGUCUUCUGCAUGAUGUGCAUCAUGGAAGACCACGUUCGGAAGAUCAUGUAUUCCUUGGCCAACGCUGUCCUGCCCAGGGCUGUCCUCAAGAGCCUCAGACUCAUAGGAGAAUUUAAGCCUGACGUAGCAGGAGACGCCUACGAGUUCUUCUGCUGUGCUCUCCAUGCCAUGCAGGACGCUUGUCUGCCUGGAAGCACAGUCUUGGACGUCUCUUCUCAAACAACUACCCUCAUCUACCAAAUAUUUGGGGGCUUUCUGAGAUCCAGAGUCACGUGUUUGAGAUGCCAAGCAGUUUCUGAUUCCUACAAGGCCUUCCUGGAAAUCCUUUUGAAAAUCAAAGCAGCCUCAUCCCUCACCGCGAUCCUGGAGAACUUUGUGAAGCCCAAGCUGCUGGAUGGGAAACAGUGCAUGAAAUGCAGCAAGUAUAGGAAGAAGAUGAUCGCCUCCAAGAAGAUCACAAUCCAUCACGCGCCCAGAGUCCUCACGCUGUGCCUGGGAAGGGUUGAUGUUCGGAGCAGCAGGAAGAUCAGCGAGCUUGUGGAGUACCCUGAGUGCUUGGAUCUUCAGCCAUACAUGUCUGAGGAAGCUGAAGAGCCCCUCCUUUACUCCUUGUACUCCGUCGUGGUGCACAGCGGUGAAACCUGUCUCGCCGGGCAUUUCUUCUGCUACACAAAGGCCAGUGACGGGCUGUGGUACAAGAUGGAUGAUGAGACUAUGGAUGACUGUGACAUCCACACAGUCCUGGGCCAGCAAGCCUAUCUGCUCUUCUAUAUCAGGUGCCCUGAUUUGAAUAUGGAAGAAAUGGCAGCUUCUUCAUCAGCACCACCCUAUGCCCAUUCCUUCCUCAGUCAUAGUGGGGGCAGCAGCAAGCAGGUGGAUUCUGCAGGACCACAGGAUCUGCCUGGGAGGAUUAAGGUGACACACAGCCAGAGGAAUGAUGCCAGGGAGAGGAACAGGAGCAGAUCCCCGCGGUGGGGCAAUGUUCACUACAGCUGGUUCAUGAACAGUGCCAACUAUGACAGCUCAACGGGGAGGAGGAAGAGAACUCGUCUUCCAGAUUCUGUUAAUGCUCCCAGGGAUGACACAGCUCCAGGACCCUCCAACAGGAGCUGCCAGUGGGCUCCUGCACACAGGGCUGCUCAGGAACAACUCCUGCCAAGACAGAGAGAGCAGGGCAGAUCCUUACAGAUCCGGAGCUAUGGUCUCCCCAGACGACCUCUGGAGGUCAGGGAAUACCCUCAGGCAGAAAGGAGGAGGAGGAGCCAACAGGAACCAUUUGGAACCAACAGGCAGAGAAGUCACAGCCACAAUUAAAACCCCUUGUUGGCCUUGCACAAAUAA
This is a messenger RNA of Corapipo altera (White-ruffed manakin), 2027 nucleotides long. Its product is annotated as ubiquitin carboxyl-terminal hydrolase 42-like. Gene Ontology annotation, molecular function: cysteine-type endopeptidase activity; cysteine-type deubiquitinase activity. Gene Ontology annotation, cellular component: cytosol; nucleus. NCBI's taxonomy places the organism in Eukaryota, Metazoa, Chordata, Aves, Passeriformes, Pipridae. The transcript has 12 exons. Bases 489 to 2000 code for a protein of 503 amino acids. Gene Ontology annotation, biological process: regulation of apoptotic process; protein deubiquitination. The record is from RefSeq and is a predicted model, not a curated record.